This is a messenger RNA of Olea europaea var. sylvestris, 799 nucleotides long. Its product is annotated as chromatin-remodeling complex subunit ies6. Bases 144 to 533 code for a protein of 129 amino acids. The transcript has 4 exons. Lineage: Eukaryota; Viridiplantae; Streptophyta; Magnoliopsida; Lamiales; Oleaceae. Gene Ontology annotation, cellular component: Ino80 complex. Gene Ontology annotation, biological process: chromatin remodeling. The record is from RefSeq and is a predicted model, not a curated record.
UUUUAAUUCCCAAAGGGCACGAGACCCCAUCGACCAGAGAAUAGGAGGUUCGACCGAGUCGCUUCCUCUUCUGCGGUAAUCUUCAUCUCUUUUGCUUAGCCAUUCUUUGCUUCCUUUUCAUGCUUUAAGCUCUCGCAUGCAAGAUGGAGCCAGAAGUGGUGGAAGCCGAGCUAGUGUUGCCCACUCACAUGAAAUUUAAGAAGGUUCAGAUGUAUGAGAAGUACCCAAAGGGGCAGGCAAGAGUGAGGUGGAAGCAUCUCAAGCAGAUCAUUCAAGCCGAGAAUUACCAAAACUACCCACCCAAUGAACCAAAUUGUGAGUUCUACCUUAAAUAUGUCAACAUUGAGUCUCCACCAUCUAUGCAACCAUGCAAAAGAAUUUGUGAUAUAACCGGAUUCAAGGCACCUUACUUAGAUCCAAGGACCAAACUCCGUUAUGCCAAUGCUGAGGUAUUCAAGAUGAUAAGAUCGCUUCCUAAUGAUUAUGUACAACGGUAUUUGGCUCUCAGAAAUGCUGCUGUUGUGCUGAGGUAGCUGUUCAUGAUUCGAGAUUGCAAGUUGGUCAUUUGUUUCAUUUUGGCUAGUUAAACUCUACUCAAGAGAGACAAGAUAUACUUUUCAUAUUGGGUACUUUUACCACAAGAUGUCAACUUUCCUGCAUUAGCGAAUCAGAACUUACAUCAUACCAAGGUUCUUUGUGCUUUAUGUCACUCCAUUAUAAAAUAUGUAGGUUUUUAACAAGUUUAAAGGUAUAAAUAAUGGAUUUCGUGCUUGAUUAAUGCGUUAUUCAGUUAUUUUAA